UCAGGUUCGAGAACGGAACUCUCUUCUCAGCCCUCCUAGUCUCCGAUUCACUCCUCGACUUCCUCUGGGUCCUGAAGAAUUCUUCAGUUCCCGCAACAGCAAGAGCGGAGGGGAAAAAAGCCGCCGCCGCCAAAGACCAAAGGCCUUGGGGCGGCCGACCACCCCCUUCUCUCGGCUGCUGCCGGCGGGUUACAUAACGGGCCCCGGGACACGUUCUCGCGAGAUUUCCACCGCCCCCUCCUCGCUCCACGUCAGAAGGAACCGGGCGGAGCGGCCAACAUGGCGGAACGCAGGCGACACAAGAAGCGGAUCCAGAUAUACUGAGGUCCAGUGAGGUUAUGUGACGUAACCCAGGAUUGCUCAUCAAGAUAGUAAAACUAGUUUUAGACAGAUCUUCUGAUUCCCAAUUGAAUGUUCUUUCUACCUCACCAUUGAUAAAAGAAGUUGGUGAACCAUCUAAAGAAGAGAAGGCUGUAGCCAAGUAUCUUCGAUUCAACUGUCCAACAAAAUCCACCAAUAUGAUGGGUCACCGGGUUGAUUAUUUUAUUGCUUCAAAAGCCGUGGAUUGCCUUUUGGAUUCAAAGUGGGCAAAGGCCAAGAAAGGAGAGGAAGCUUUAUUUACAACAAGGGAGUCUGUGGUUGAUUACUGCAACAGGCUUUUAAAGAAGCAGUUUUUCCAUCGGGCUCUAAAAGUAAUGAAAAUGAAGUAUGAUAAAGACAUAAAAAAAGAAAAAGAUAAAGGAAAAGCUGAAAGUGGAAAAGAAGAAGACAAAAAGAAUAAGAAAGAAAAUAUAAAGGAAGAAAAGACAAAAAAAGAAAAAGAGAAAAAAAAAGAUGGUGAAAAGGAAGAAUCCAAAAAAGAGGAAACUCCAGGAACUCCCAAAAAGAAGGAAACGAAGAAAAAAUUCAAACUUGAGCCACAUGAUGAUCAAGUUUUUCUGGAUGGAAAUGAGGUUUAUGUGUGGAUCUAUGACCCAGUUCACAUUAAAACAUUUGUCAUGGGAUUAAUUCUUGUGAUUGCAGUAAUAGCAGCCACACUCUUCCCUCUUUGGCCAGCAGAAAUGAGAGUAGGUGUUUAUUACCUCAGUGUGGGCGCAGGCUGUUUUGUAGCCAGCAUUCUUCUCCUUGCUGUUGCUCGUUGCAUUCUGUUUCUCAUCAUCUGGCUCAUAACUGGAGGAAGGCACCACUUUUGGUUCUUGCCAAAUCUGACUGCUGACGUGGGCUUCAUUGACUCCUUCAGGCCUCUGUACACACAUGAAUACAAAGGACCAAAAGCAGACUUAAAGAAAGAUGAGAAAUCUGAAACCAAAAAGCAGCAGAAGUCCGACAGUGAGGAAAAGUCAGACAGUGAGAAAAAGGAAGAUGAGGAGGGAAAAGUAGGACCAGGAAAUCAUGGAACAGAAGGCUCAGGUGGAGAACGGCAUUCAGACACAGACAGUGACAGAAGAGAAGAUGAUCGAUCCCAACACAGUAGUGGAAAUGGGAAUGAUUUUGAAAUGAUCACAAAAGAGGAACUGGAACAGCAAACAGAUGGGGAUUGUGAAGAAGAGGAGGAGGAAGACAAUGAUGGAGAAAUGCCUAAAUCUUCACAUGAAAAAUCAUAAUCCGACUAAUUGGGGGACUGAAUAAGGGCAAGAGGUUGGGAUUUUCUAUGUUGGCUGAUCAUCAUAAUGUACACAUCUUAUUUGUAGCAUUCUUUAUAUCCAUUUACUGAAAUGUAUUUGACAUCCAAGCAGUUAUUCAUUUUAUAGAAUAUUGGUACUACUAUUGGUACAGUCUAAAGCCAUUAAUAAGUUUAUCCAUUUGAUAAUUUUACAGUAAGUAGGUCUCAUUCAUUUUGAUAGUUAUCAAAGAUGCAUUUUCCACAAUGACAUUUAGAUUAAGGGCAUUUUUGAUAGUUGUAUGGCUUUUUACUGUUAGACUAAUCAAAAUAACUUUAGAAGGAAUAAAGAAAUUGCAACAUUUCAGAUUAUGCAGAGUUAUGCAGCCAUUUCACAGUUUCUUUAGGAUGAAAUUCAUAAACUCUUUGUUCUUGAUAGUUUGCUUUUGUUUUUCAUCAUAAAAUUAUACCAGGAAAUUUCUUAAGAUUCUGAGUUAGCAGGGUUCAAAAGCAUUUUGUGGAAAUAAGCCAACUAGUAAAAAUGCAGUGACACUUCUAGUUUAGCUGCAAAUUCUCCUUUUCCAACUUAGGAAAUCCAAACUGAUUUGUACAUUUGGUUCAGAAAAAGAUGGUCAUCUCCAGUAGAGAAAGUGAAGAGCAUUGGUUGGAAGGCGAAGGCUCUUCCACCUUCUGCCCCAUCUCCUUGUAACGUAAAACGUAUUCUGUAUAUAAUUUACGAAUAAAACAUUUUAUUUUAAUUGUUACUUAUUAUUUAGACAUUUCUCAACACUUAAAUUUGUAAAAUUAAGACCAUGUAAGGGUAUGUUUUUAGAGAAAUGGAAGUUUCGAUAACCCACAGAACACCUGUGAUCUUUCUACAGCAGCUUCAGUUUUGUGCCAACAUUCCAUGUAUUUGAAUAUGAGUAAAAAUGAUCCUUAUUAAAUAAGAGCAGACUUAAAAGUAGCUGUUUGUAAGCCUUAAUGUUCAUUUUGAUUUAUUUUAAAACUUUACAUUCAGAAAUGGGGUACUGUAUUAUCAGACCAGGAGGCACUGCUGUGAAAGAUAAUUUACUGUUCUAAAAUAUCAAUUUAAAAUAAAGGAUAUAAAAGAAAAUGUAGAGAACCAUUGGACUCUAAUUGCUUCAAACUAGUUUUGUUUCAAAACUUUAAGAGCCUUAUUUACUUAUGAGCAAAAUCAUUCCUUGGAGUUAUACUCUUAAAGUGAUAGUGAAUAUUAAAUUAUUUUCCUUCAGUAACAGAGCAAUUUGCUUUGUAGUUGAAAUAGAUGGAGUAGGUCUUUAUUUUUUUUAGGUUGUUUCCAAGUGUUUGACUAAAGAUAUUAAAGUCUUCUAAUUAUGUUUUUUCUGCCUAUUGAUA
Molecule: messenger RNA, 2977 nt
Organism: Sciurus carolinensis (gray squirrel)
Lineage: Eukaryota; Metazoa; Chordata; Mammalia; Rodentia; Sciuridae
Gene: Sec62
Product: SEC62 homolog, preprotein translocation factor
Exons: 9
Coding region: 519-1604 (361 amino acids)
Biological process (GO): post-translational protein targeting to membrane, translocation
Cellular component (GO): endoplasmic reticulum membrane; endoplasmic reticulum
Source: RefSeq, a predicted model, not a curated record